AUGAAGUGCUUAUGUGCAGGAUGUGGUGACAAGGGCGAGAUCAAAAUAACGCCCGACAACAGACUAACAAUAAAAGAAAAACAGUCUGUCCCCAAAAAUAAAAACACCCUAGUCAACCCCAACACUGUUUUGGAAAUCAUGCCUGAUAAAACUUUGAAAAAACAAAUAACAUUUAGACCCAAAGUUGAUAUAAUGUAUGAUUCCGAAUCAUGUCAUGCUAUCUUAGUUUUAGAUAUACCAGGAUUUAAAAUUGAUGAUAUUGAUGUAGAGAUAGGAGAAGGAAUGUUAACUAUAGCAGGGCCAAGAUCUCAAACCGAGUUAUUUGAAACAUAUGGAGAUAAUCUUAUUUUACAUGCCAAAGAAAGAGAAGUCGGUUAUUUCAAAAGAAUUUUCAAAUUGCCUCACAAUAUCCUUGAUGACACUGCUCAUGCAGUAUACAAAAAUGGAAUACUCGAAAUAAAGAUGGAAUGCAAACAAUUCUCAUACAUGCAUAAAGUAGAAAUAAACGAAGCAUAA
Molecule: messenger RNA, 516 nt
Organism: Plasmodium vinckei vinckei
Lineage: Eukaryota; Apicomplexa; Aconoidasida; Haemosporida; Plasmodiidae
Product: small heat shock protein HSP20, putative
Exons: 3
Coding region: 1-516 (171 amino acids)
Biological process (GO): response to salt stress; protein complex oligomerization; response to heat
Source: RefSeq, a predicted model, not a curated record